UUCUUUCAUUUUGCAUUCAAUAAAGAAGAACGCGAUUACGCUUGUGCAUUUAAACGAACAAACAAAUCGGUAUUUUGUGAAACUAUGGUAAAAAUGAGGCCCUUUAUUUUCCUGUUACUGUGUGCAUUCGUGGCGGGCGUUCAAACAGACGAUGUGUCCAUGAUGGAGGGGAAUUCUGUCACUCUACACACAGGUUUAAAAACGCGAGGCAAACAUACGAAAAUUAAAUGGUAUUUCAAUGACAUCCCAAUAGCCCAAAGCAAAGGGUCUUGGAGUAAGCUAUUUAUUAAUGCUCAGUGUGAUGGACUAUUCAGAGACAGACUGAAGCUGAACAAUCACACAGGUGAUCUGACCGUCACAGACAUCAAGACUUCCAAUGCAGGGCAUUAUAGACUACAGAUCAUCAGAAAAAGCAGCAACAUACAAAAAAUGUUCAUUGUUGCUGUUCAGGGUGUUUCCGCUUUAGUAAAAGAGGAUGUGCUAGUGCAGGAAGGAGAGUCUGUCACUUUAGAUCCUGGUGUAAAAAACCCAAGCGAUAUGAUGACGUGGUAUUUUAAUGACACUCUCAUCGCUGAGAUCAAUGGAAAUCAAAGUUACAUCUGUACUGAUAUUCAGUGUGAUGAGAGAUUCGGAGACAGGCUGGAGAUGGAUCAUCAGACUGGAUCUCUGACCAUCACGAACACCACAAUCACAGACUCUGGACUUUAUAAACUACAGAUGAGCAGCGGCUUCAUAAAGAACUUCAGUGUUACUGUCACUGGUAAUUUGGUUGCGCCAUAUAGUGAUUCUGAUGUUCAUUUUGUGUCUCUGGAGGAGAACGAUUCAGUCAUUCUGCACACUGAUGUUGAAACAAGGCAACAAAGAAAGAUUCAAUGGUAUUUUUAUGAUGUUCUUAUAGCUGAGAUCACUGGAGAUCUCAGUUUUAUCUGUACAGAUGUUCAGUGUAGUAAAGGCACUGAGAGAUUCAGAGGAAGACUCAAGCUGGACAAUCAGACCGGAUCUCUGACCAUCACAAACGCCAGAUACACAGAUUUAGGACGAUAUAAACUACAGAUCAACGGCGGCAGCAGUAAAAAGAUCUUUGGUGUUAUUGUCAGUGUAGGUUUCACGGAGACGACAUCACAGAAAGAAGGAAAAUCUGUUACUUUUUAUGAUGAUCUAAUAAAACACAGAUUUAAUGUGUUGAAGUGGUAUUUCAAAGACACUCUCAUCGCUGAGUUCAAUGCGGAUCUCAGGUAUCAUUGUGUAGACGAACAGUGCGAUGAAAGUAAUGAGGGAUUCAGAGACAGACUGGAUUUGGGUUGGACUGGAUCUCUGACCAUCAGAAACACCAGAACCACAGACUCUGGAGGUUAUUAUUUACACAGAAGCUGCAGCGUCGGCAGAUACAGCAUCAUUAGGCGUUUCAGUCUCACUGUCACUGCUGUUCAAGAUCCAGGUGUGUCUCCAGUUCCUGUGGUAUUAAUUAUUGUCGGUGUUCCGCUGGCAGUUACUUUCCUUCUCUGUUGCCUGUGCAUACUAGUGGAACGCACCAAAUGCACCCGAAAAACAAGAAGAGGACCAGUUUAAGACUUUUGAUGGUUUGCAAAGCUUACCGUCAGAUGUUUGAUUGCUAGUUGACUGUUUGAGUUGCGUUUUUUUCUUUUGUUGUUGUUUAUGAAUCCUUUCAAUUCAUCUUUAGGGAUAACAAUUUUUAUUUCUAAUUUGUAAUGACCAUUAUAUAUCCAUAAAGUCGGAUAAAAAUCUGGUUCUUUUUAAAAUCGUAGCAGUUUUAAUAGUCGACACAUUAUUUUUUUAUCGUUAAACACCGACGGUGUUCGACAUUAUGAGAUACUUUUUAAAAGCAGAUAUAUUUAGAGCAAUUUCUUUUUUAAUUUGUUUGAAUACUAUUUUAGCAAUCCUUUUUAAUUUGACAUCCCUUCAGCCAUUGAACCAAACAAUGUCGCUUUGCUAACGGUUUCUUGUUUAAACAAAAUAAAAAUAUUUCUGAGCCAUCUAAAUCAAAUGAUUCACAUUUCAAACAGAUAGUGGGCAUAAACCUUGAAAGGUAUAUUGUUAGUGCACUAGAUGGCGGUCUUUUAUAUUAUACUCACUGCAGUGUAGGCACUUCAAGUAUUGGUGACUUAAGCAUUUUUUUAUAUUUAUAUUUAAUUUUUUUUUAUGUCCAUAUACAUAACCAUACUAGAUGAAUAAUUUAAAGAACCUUCAUUCCAAAAUGAUGUUGAAGAAGGCAAAAAAAGUAAAGCUAGAAGAUUAAAAUUAGAGGUCACUGCAAGGUCAUUGCUAAGUCCUGCUUGAAGUUAUGAUUAUGAGGGCAGUUUUUUUGGUAUUCUGAGGCAUGGUUUAAAAAGAUAUUCGAAAAAGAGCAUUGAUUAGAAUUAGAGAACACCUACAUACCUCCAAGUUAUUGGCGUUAAUCUGGCACCUAUUUAAGUGUCAACAUUCAUCCUAUUUUCAAGACGGUGGGCCACUCUAAGAUCACUGAAACCCCCUAGAUGAAGGUCAAAAGGAUGACGCUUUUAGCCUUUGAAAGAGAGGCAGAUCAUUCCAAACCUGUCGCUUUGAAAUAUUCAUGCUAACGAUGGCGCUAGUUUGUACAAAAAAACUAGUCCUUCGAGAAAGACAAGUGCACGAGAAGACAGGAUCAUGCAGAGAUAGUCUCAAUGAGAAAUUGCUUGCUGGCUGAACAGGGUUAAGAUCGGUUUAAGAGAAAGUAAAAGUAAAGUGAUUUGUGGUGCGGUGACCCAUAAGCAUUUAACUAACAUAAGAGUAGUGUAUACGCCUACACUUCUAGCUGAUUACUCACUUCCUCCGCUUACAAUGCUUUGGCAAACCUCAAGUAUAACUAUAUUGACGAACAGUAACAAUCAUUUAUAACAUUAACUUAUUUAACCGUAAAUAUGAACCGCUAAGUGUUUGUAGAACUGUCGCUAGUGUUGUUUUUGUAAGGUAGAUGUGAAACUGUGAGUAUCCUGGGCAGGAAUGGAAAAAAAAAAAAAUAAGAACACCUACAACCACACGCUAUUCAUAGACACACUGCAGACACCUCAGAAACAAACAUCAACCGCAAACGUCCAACUUACACAAAAACUCCACUCGGCGCAUAAUACUAUUACUGUACAGAAGGAAAUAAGUGUUUUGAAUCUAGAGAAUUACACAUAUAGUUGAGAGACUUUAAAGACACGGCUCAAAAAUGCAUUUAUCAUCACAUAAACAU
This is a messenger RNA of Puntigrus tetrazona (Sumatra barb), 3217 nucleotides long. RefSeq lists its product as uncharacterized. Lineage: Eukaryota; Metazoa; Chordata; Actinopteri; Cypriniformes; Cyprinidae. The record is from RefSeq and is a predicted model, not a curated record. Bases 85 to 1569 code for a protein of 494 amino acids. The transcript is spliced from 7 exons.